UUACAGUUGUUCAGUGAAAAAAUAAGUGGAGCAGAAGGAACAAAGUUAGAUGAAGAAUUUCAAGAGAUGGAAAGGAAAAUUGAUGUUACUAAUAAAGCUGUAGCGGAGCUCCUAUCCAAAUCCACAGAGUAUCUUCAGCCCAAUCCAGCAUACAGAGCCAAGCUGGGAAUGCUGAACACUAUGUCAAAGAUCAGAGGACAAGUUAAAACCACAGGCUAUCCCCAGACAGAGGGACUCCUAGGAGACUGCAUGAUACGGUAUGGCAGAGAGCUUGGCGAUGAUUCUAUGUUUGGCCUUGCACUACUGGAUGCUGGUGAGAGCAUGAAGCAAAUGGCAGAGGUGAAGGACUCACUUGAUAUUAAUGUCAAACAAAAUUUUAUUGAUCCUCUACAGUUAUUGCAGGACAAAGAUUUAAAAGAGAUUGGGCAUCAUUUGAAGAAACUAGAAGGACGCCGUUUGGAUUAUGAUUAUAAAAAGAAGCGUCUUGGAAAGAUACCAGAUGAAGAAGUUAAACAAGCAGUAGAAAAAUUUGAAGAGUCAAAGGAACUGGCUGAAAGAAGCAUGUUCAAUUUCUUAGAAAAUGAUGUAGAACAAGUUAGCCAGUUGGCUGUGUUUGUAGAAGCAGCACUAGAUUACCAUAAACAAUCCACAGAAAUUCUGGAGGAUCUGCAGAGCAAGCUGCAAAACCGAAUAAAUGUAGCAUCUAGUCGGCCUAAACGUGAAUUUAAGCCAAAGCCUGUAAUAACUACAACUCUGGAAACUGGUGAUAAUCAGCAGCACAACGGGAUUGCCUAUAGUUCUUCCAUAAAGCCAUCAGGUUCUUCAAUGCACAUGGAUCAGCCUUGCUGCCAAGCUCUCUAUGACUUUGAGCCAGAAAACGAAGGCGAGCUUGGGUUUAAGGAAGGGGACAUCAUAACUUUGACCAAUCAGAUUGAUGAGAAUUGGUAUGAGGGGAUGUUAAAUGGAGAGUCUGGCUUCUUCCCCAUUAAUUAUGUUGAAGUGAUGGUUCCCUUGCCUCAGUGAUCGUGUCAUUCAAGCUGUGAACGUGAUUUCAUGACUGAAAUGGAUUCACAAAUGUUCUGUCAGUGUGGCAUUCUGUGAAAGCCUUGCUAUUUGACUGACUUACUGACUUUUGUAUGCGUCUUUUUAAAAUGUAUUUAUUUUAUAUUCAAGAAAAUUUUACCUUCCCUGACUCCAUCAACCUGCAAAAA
Egretta garzetta (little egret) is the source of this 1211-nucleotide messenger RNA. It is a transcript of the gene SH3GL3, whose product is annotated as SH3 domain containing GRB2 like 3, endophilin A3. Lineage: Eukaryota; Metazoa; Chordata; Aves; Pelecaniformes; Ardeidae. The record is from RefSeq and is a predicted model, not a curated record. The coding region runs from base 67 to 1023 and encodes 318 amino acids. Gene Ontology annotation, molecular function: protein binding. Gene Ontology annotation, cellular component: cytoplasm; presynapse; glutamatergic synapse. The transcript has 8 exons. Gene Ontology annotation, biological process: endocytosis; synaptic vesicle uncoating.